Molecule: messenger RNA, 537 nt
Organism: Batrachochytrium dendrobatidis JAM81
Lineage: Eukaryota; Fungi; Chytridiomycota; Chytridiomycetes; Rhizophydiales
Exons: 1
Coding region: 1-537 (178 amino acids)
Source: RefSeq, a predicted model, not a curated record
AUGAAACAAGCUGUGAUUUUUGUGAUUUCGCUGCUGGCAGCCAUGUCGUCGGCUAUAGUCGUAUUGACUUCUGAAAGUCCAGCUCCAACAUUCGAACCAUCACCAUCAACAUCAGGUUCAACAUCAGGCUCAACAUCAACUCCAGACCCAGACCCAUUAUUUCAGUCUCAUAGUGAUACUCAUACCAACAGUCUGUUUUUGCACUACAAUACACUUUUGGAACAAUACAAUUUGAAAGCUGCUGAAUGCGAAGUUUUAAAACAGGAUUGCGAAAAACUCGGCAACAUCGCACAGGCACAAACGCUUACACAUACUCUGACUCUAGAUAAAUGCACUCGUGAUAGAGACUCGUCAAAAAAAAUGCGAUUAAAGGCCAUCUCCAACUGUAUGAAAGAAAAUUUAAAAAAGGCUGAAGAUGUAUAUAUUAAAUCUCUCGUGAAAAAAAUCCAUAUAUGUGAUGAAGCUAGUCAACUCAAAUCAAAAGUAAGCGAGGUCAAGAUUCAGAACCAAAUCCUGCUAUCUAAUAAUCAACAAUAG